AUGCGAAUCUGCGUUUUCCAAUCUUGCUUCGAGGAGCUUCAAGCUUCUGUUGGAGAAGCUCAAGAACUAUGCAUGAACCCUGGUGUCUUUACGUCACAGCAUAUGGUGGCUCACAAGACGAUUCACAAGGCCACUGCAAAAGCACAGAUAGAUGAAGCUGUGCAAGAAGGGUAUGAUUUUUAUUUAAAUUUCAUGUGGGGAACACAUGAUGACUCUCUUGCCGGCGUCGAUGCGAUUCGAUAUUUCGAGUCGCUCAAUCUUCCAUCUGCAGGAGUUCAGAGCUCAGAGAGAGCUCAGUCGAAAUGGGACUUUUUCGCAGAUGCAAAACUUGCAGGAAAGCCACUUAUCCCUGGGACUGAGACCUACCCCUUGUUUGUGAAGCCAGCUUCAAGCUAUGGGAGCAUGUUCAUCGAUGAACACUCUCUAUGUCAGAAUGAAGCCGAGCUGGAAAGUUGUAUCAUAAGACUCAACAAAUCGAUGCGCCCGGUGCGAUUGCAACGAGCUCAAGCGCUGGGUCAUUUAGAUACAGUCCAGUAUGCAGACUCUCGAGAAAAGGAGGGACGAGAGAGUACAGACAUUGUUGUUCAGGAAUUCAUCGCGGGAGAAGAAUAUUCUGUAGUGGUUAUUGCGAUGGGUGAAACUCCAGUGCCACUAAUACCGCAACGCGCGAAAUACAAACAGGUCGGCGAUGCGGCGCGGAUCCUGACAUUGGAGCUGAAAUUCGACGCUGAGUCUGGCUACGAGCUUUUGAGUGAAAGUGAUGACCCAGCUCUGUGGAAACAUCUCCAGGAGACUGCAAUCGAAGCAUUCACUACCAGGAAAAUGUACACAAAUUUCAUGGGGUGUGAUGUGGAUAUGAGGAUUGGAAAUGACGGCAGAGCCUAUGUUAUUGAAGUGGAUCCUCUGCCUGUCUUCUUCUAUCCAACUGGAUCUCAACUCGAAGAUACAGAUGUGAAGUAUGGCUUUCCUGGCGGGUACAGGGCUGUCAUUAACACUUACAUCACAAACUACUUCCUGAAACAUUCUGGUGAUCGGGAUCGCUGUUAUCACGAGCUGGCUACCAUCCUUGAUAAUCUGCCCUUCAACUCAGAUCGGCCAAUGGACGAACUUGCAGAUAUCACAGCCUUGGGACCUUGGAACGGAACUGUGAUUGAUCUUGGAUGCGGGAGAGGGAAUCUGGGACGAGCCUUGAAGGCUGAUCCACGAAACAACAUCCCACAUUUAGUCGGUGUUGAUAUCUCGAAGAAAGCUUUGGAAGAGCACUGUGAAAACAGUGGGUAUGAUGAGGUCGUGAAUGACAGGAUGGAACUUUUCCUCGCAAAGCAAACUGAGAGGGUGGACCAUAUAUUCUGCAUAUCGACACUGCAGUUUUUAACUAUCGAGGAGCUGGAUUUUGUUCUUGCACGUUGCUUCCAACUUGCCAAGCGCUCUAUAACGAUUGUGAUUCAAGUUUCAGAAACCAGCGCGAGAUAUGAUCCUGACACAAGGGGCAGUCUCAACCCGUUCUUCACGGAUCACAGUGAAAAUAUUGCAACUUUUCAAAUUCAGCGUGGCUGGGAGCUGCGAAUGCCAGUGAAAUCCGACCAUUGUCAUGAUGUUCAUCGUUUAUUGUUUAAUUUUAGUGCGACGACAUAG
This is a messenger RNA of Penicillium malachiteum, 1635 nucleotides long. RefSeq lists its product as uncharacterized. The record is from RefSeq and is a predicted model, not a curated record. The transcript has a single exon. Gene Ontology annotation, biological process: peptidoglycan biosynthetic process. Bases 1 to 1635 code for a protein of 544 amino acids. Gene Ontology annotation, molecular function: metal ion binding; D-alanine-D-alanine ligase activity; ATP binding. NCBI's taxonomy places the organism in Eukaryota, Fungi, Ascomycota, Eurotiomycetes, Eurotiales, Aspergillaceae.